This is a messenger RNA of Drosophila erecta, 6092 nucleotides long. It is a transcript of the gene Larp4B, whose product is annotated as la-related protein Larp4B. The transcript is spliced from 9 exons. The record is from RefSeq and is a predicted model, not a curated record. Gene Ontology annotation, molecular function: mRNA 3'-UTR binding. Gene Ontology annotation, cellular component: cytosol; cytoplasmic stress granule. Lineage: Eukaryota; Metazoa; Arthropoda; Insecta; Diptera; Drosophilidae. Bases 1044 to 5672 code for a protein of 1542 amino acids. Gene Ontology annotation, biological process: positive regulation of translation.
CAACAUUUUCAUUAAACAACAAUCACCAUUUAAGCAUUACUAGUCAACGAAAAAUAUAAAAACAUGUCUUGACUUGCGCGUCGCUUGCUACGGACUUGUAAAAACCUGUCAGAAAAACUACUGACAAAUCGAGUUACUUUUCAAACUUCUAGUAUUUCCAAUCGCUUGCAACCCUGAAUUGCGAUCUAUCGAAACGGCGAAAGUUUUCUAUGACGAUGAGAAGUCGAAUUUUUGGAUUUUUCGCGUGACAAGUUGGUGGUGAAAAAACUAGGCACAACCUUAACAAUUCAUUUGGCAACUUGGCUAACGAUUGGCUACUGAAAAGCGCAACGCUGGCUGGUGCGGGCGGUGCAAGUAGGGUGUGAAAAGUCGCCAAAAAAAAAAAAUCAAUUGCCUCUCGGUCGUCUUCAGUUUUCAAUUCACAUUCUCUGCGUGUGCAAAAACCGAAGGAAAGGCUAGAAAAAAAAUUAGACUGAAAACGACAAGAAAAGAAGAAAAAAUAGAAAAGAAACGGCGAGCGGAAAGAAGCAGAGCACACAAGAAGACCGAGGAAAAGGCAACGUAGAGUUGAAGAAAAUGUUGUGGAAAAGGGGCGGAGGAGCAGGAGCCGUGUUUUCGAGUCGCAAGCAGCAGAAGCAGUAUAAAUAAAUAACCAUCGUCGCCCAAGAGAGUGCUCGAUUUUUAGCUCGAUUGGAAUCGCGGAAAAGCAAGUUGGCGAAAUACGAAACAUCGCAGUGAAAAUCAAAUUUUCCAAAUAGAAAGAAGAGCUUCUCCUCUCGCUCGUUCGCCUGCUCUCUCUCAUCCUCUCCUUCGCUCUCUCUCGCUCCCACUCUCGCGACUGGGUGGCAACGUGUGUGUGUGUGUGUUGCUGUGUGUGCCUGCUGUGUGUGUGAGUGUGCCGCGUGCGUUAGUGUGUGUGUAGCUCGAAAGAGCGAAAAAAUAGAUUUAAAAAAAAAAAAUAAGAGGAAAAGCAAAUAGGGAGAAGCGAAAUAACCGACAGUGUCUUUGUGUGGAAUUUCUUGAUAAUUGCAACAUACGUUACCAUGGAAUACUACCUAGGAGGAUAUGUGUACAUGAACGGAGAUGCACUCAAGAUCCAGCCGCCCGUCUACACCAACGUUCCUGUCGAGACGGCGAUGCUAGCCACUAAUCUGUUUGGCGCCACCACCCAAAUUGCAGCGUCACCAGCAGCAGCCGCCGCUGCCCACAUACCGUUGAUCACAGCCGCCGCUGCAGCCGCCGCCGCCGCAGGCGCUCCACCAGUAGCUCCUCCCGUUGCCGUUGCUCCAGUGGCCACGGCAUCAGCAGCACAAGCAGCAGUUGUGCCCACACAGCAGCAGCAGCAGCAGGCGCAUCCACACCAGGCCCAGAUUCUGGCCCAUACGCACGUAGCCCACCAACAGCAGCAGCAGCAACAGCAGCAACAGCAGCAGCAGCAGCAGCAGCAGACGCUCCAACAGCAUCUUCACCAUCAGCAGCAACAGCAGUCGCCGCAUCCCGCCCAACAUCUGACCUACGGCCAUCAGCCGGCGCUUCCGCAGGCCACGGCUGGAGGAUCAGGAACAGUAGCCGGAGGAGCAGCAGGAGCAUCCGGAGGAGUCGGGGAGGCCCAGGACACCAACGAAUACGCCAUCAUGAAUGGCGCACUCGCCCAGACCCAGGAUGGCACUGUGGUCUGCUACACCACAGACGCCCUGAACAACACGAAUUUAGUUGCUCUCGAUCCGCAACCCCAUCAAAUUGUAGUGCCGGUCCAGGUUCCUGUCCAAGUCCCAGUGCCCGUUCAGCUUCCAGCCAAUGGGUCCGCUGAUCAGCAGCAAGGCCACAAUGCAGCCGGUGGAGAGGAGCCCAACAUACCACUGGAUAAGCUCAAGCAAAUGCUGGCCACCCAACUUGAGUACUACUUCUCCAGAGAGAACCUUGCCAACGACACUUACCUGCUCUCCCAGAUGGACAGCGACCAGUAUGUGCCCAUCUACACUGUGGCCAGAUUCAAUUUGGUGCGAAAACUAACCAAUGACAUCAAUCUCAUCACCGAGGUGCUGCGUGAAUCGCCCAAUGUCCAGGUGGACGACAAAGGCCUGCGCGUGCGUCCCAAUCGCAAGCGUUGCAUCAUCAUUCUGCGCGAGAUAUCGAACAACACGCCUCUCGAUGACGUCAAGGCUCUAUUCAGCAAUGAGAGCUGCCCCCGCCCGAUAUCCUGCGAAUUUGCCGCCAAUAACUCAUGGUACAUAACCUUCGAGUCGGACGAAGAUGCGCAGAAGGCGUACAAGUACCUGCGCGAAGAGGUCAAGGAGUUCCAGGGCAAGCCGAUCAUGGCUCGCAUCAAGCCCAAGUCGUUUAUCAAUCGCAUCCAAGCUGUACCAAAUAUGAAGAACGGCUAUCGCCUCACGUCGCCGCCGACUGCCAAUGUCUUUGAUCCAUCCGGAGCCGGUGCCGCCACAGUUGGCUAUGCGGCUGCCCAGCAGCCCCGCUAUCUGUACACCAAUGGAGCGGCCAUCGCGGCUCCCGCCUCAGUUCAGUACAGCAAUCCAGUACUGAUUCCGAUUCCGCAGAAUCAAUUUUACCCCGGCUUGGUGGCUGGACCCUGGCCGCCUGGCACUGUAGCAGCCACUGCCGCCCAUGGGCAAAAUUUCUACGACCUGGGAGGAAACAUCUUUACCACCAAUCCUUUAGCUCCGCAGCCUGUGACAGCCGGUUUCGCUCAAGCUCCGCCACCCACCGCACAAGCAAUGGUCACGUCCAAACCGCAGGGCGGAGGGCGCUACAAUAACAAUCACCGCGCCAAUCCAAACAACGUGGGCGGUGCAAAUUCGGGACCACGCGGCGAGUCGAGAGGCAAACCACCGCGCAACACACAAACAGCCUCGCACAUCCAGGGCGGUAAUAUUGUACCCAUCCAGAUAACUGGAGCUAUUCCAGGAGGAAUGGUCAGCGUGGUCCCGGCCAACAUUGUGCAGGAUCCACUACAGCCGGCCCCAUUGCAACAGCAACCCCAGCAAGUGAUCCAACAAAUUCAGCAGCAGCCAACGAGCUCAGCUCAACAGCAACAGGCCACAGUGCAGGUGAACAACUCUACUCGUCACUACCCCAUCAAGAGCAACUGGAAGGGUGGCAUGCAGAAGAACCUUGACAAGAGCUAUGGCGGUGGUGUGACCACCCACCAUCACUACACCACCCAGGUGCAGGCUCUGCCCGCCCACAGCCACCAUCUGCAGGCUCAGCAGCAACAGGGACAGACUCAGCAGCAGCACUAUCAAUUGGCUUCCUCCAGCGCUGCCAGCGCUCCGCAAGUUACCUAUGUAUCCACUGCACCGGCUCCACAGCAGCAGCCGGGGCAGCAUCAGCACCACUUGGUGGUCCAACAGACGCAGCCACAGCAGCAGCAACAACAGCAACAGGUAGUCCUUCAGCAGCAGCAAGUGCAGGUCCAGGAGUUGCAGGAAGCGGGGGACGGUGUCGAGCAUAGCUCUCACGCCAUGCAGCAGGUUAACCGCAGCAGCAACAUGUCUGCCAGCUCCUCCUCAUCGCUGGCCACUUCGAUCAGUAAGGAGCCACUGCAAUGGCAGAAUCGUCCGCGUCGUCGUCGUCGUGAUGAGGAGGGCGGAAUCAACUAUUCCCCAGGCGGGCGAGUUGGGCUCUACGGCAGCUCACCCUCAAACCCGCACCCGCAGCAGCAUCUUAUGUCAUCUUCCACCGGGAACAAUGUACAAUCAACUGGCGGAACUGAUGGCGGCGGAGCCUCCCAUCGCGGCGGAGAGCGCCAGAGCCAUUACAACACUAUCCACGACGUCCCACCACCCCAGCACCGUGGCAACUACAAGGGCAAUAACUACAAUCCGCAUUACCACGCCCAGCAUUCUUCGAUGGCGAGUGGCUCGCACCAUCACCAUCAACACAACGCCCUGUCGUCGCAGCAGCAGCAACAUCACAUGACCACCGGCACUGGGCAGCAGAGCUCGGGUCAUCACUAUCACCACCAUCAUCACCACAAUUCGAUUGGUAGCAAUGUGGGCAACAGCGGCGGCUUAGGCGUCAGCAGUGGUGGAUCCGGGGGUGGAGGAACUGGCGGAGGAUCGGGCAGCAACAGUCUGUCCGGCGGAAGCAACGAGCGCGGUAUUCACCACAGCUCCUUGGGCUAUCAGGGUCACCAGCAUCAGCACCAACAGCAGCAACAACAGCAGCAGCAGCAGCAACAACAACAGCCAGCCGCACCAGUGCAACCGCCACAGUUCGAUUUAGAGGAUGCUGCCUUUCCACCACUGCCAGCCACGUCAGCCAACGCACCACAUACACCUCAGGCCACUGGCGGAGCCUCCCUGCAUAACUCAACGACCUCGUCAUCCUCAUCAACAGGUUUGGGCCAAAAGCAGGCCCUACACCAGCAGCAACAGCAGCCGCAUCAGCACCAGGUGCUGAGCAGCAGCGUGGAAAGCGCCGGCGGUGAGGAACAACGCUCAAGCAAUCAGCAGGGAAUCGAGACCAGCAAUAUUCACUUGGCCAACAGUUCCUCCGCCAACAAUUGGGCUGAGAACCGCCUGUCGGACGUGGUGCGCACUGGUGGUGGCGGCAGUGGAGGCAAGGGCAAGGCCCGUAAGGAUAACAGGCACCCACAGGGCCAGAACCAGCCCCAUUUGGCCCACAACUAUCAGCAGCAUCAGCAGCGCAAUCCACCUGUUAGCCCCACGCCAGUCCUGGGCGCUGAGUAUGGAAUCCAGAUUCAGGAGGGCAACAAUACUAAGAACGUUACUAAGCAGAGCUCCAGUAACAACAAUUCGAUCCAUGUGAUAAAGUGUCAAACACCAAAUAUCAAUGCCAGCAGCAAAGAGGAGGCAGCCGGAGCCCAGCAACAGCAGCAGCAGCAGCUGGACAAAUCAAACAAGACUGAGGAUGAAAUGCAUCCAAAGCAGCCAUCGCAGCAGCGACUGGUCGAAGGCUAUGUCCAGCAGCAGCAGUUGCCACUGCUGGCUGGCCAUAACGAGUAUUCCGCUGCCCUGGCCGCGGGCGCUGGCGCCUGUAGCGUGGUGGAGGGUGGUCUGACCACCAGUUUGGCCGAGUGCAGCCUGGGCCAGCACAAGAAGCCGCCCUCGGUGGCCGCCCUGCAUGCCAAGAAAGACGCCAAUCUGCUGGAGAAAGGAGCCAGCAAGCACAAGAGCGUGGCCACGUCCACGUCUACAGAAAACCUUUCGGCUGCCGCCACGGCCAGCAAACUCAGCUAUGCCCAGGUGGCACAGCACCACAAGGCCGCUGCCUCCUCUGAUGGCAAGGAGACUGGCUCCGGUGGAUCCACCGGCACACUGUCGCCCACCGGCAGCCACAAGAUGGACCUAGUCUUUGGUGAUCCCGCCGUUGUGGUGGCAGCCGUGGAGAAAAGCGGCCUUGCCACAGUUUCUACCGAGAAACGCGCCGCAGGUGGAGCCUCGCCCGCCGCGCUGAUCGGCAAACCAACUGGUGGUCUUCCGGUUACCAGCACUACCCAAGGCAGCAGUGCUGUCGUGGUCUCUGCCAAAGAGAAAGAUAAUCGUCCCAAUGCCUCCGUUCGCCAACUGAGCAAGGAGAAACAGCAGCAACACCAGCAGCAACAUUACGGCUCUGCUACAGAGCACAAUACUAAUGCCAAUGUCGGCUUGGGGACUAGCGGAAACCGCAAGUCCAGGGCCAACAACUCUUAAAAGAAGGGGAGAGGAUAACCGCGUUGCCAAAGCGAGGCAACUGUGAAAUACCUUUGCAGGAUGCCUCUAAAGCUGCAUCCGACUGUAAAUAUAUGAAAUUCCAUGUGUAAAUAUGAGCAAACCUUUUUGUUAUACCUAUAAGAGCUAGAGAUAUCUAUGAGCUAACUAAGGAGGCAUACGAAAGUAGUUGCCGCUGCUCGAAAGGACGCGAAAACCAGAGCAGAGGACGGAGAGAGCAGCAGGCGAUGCUUGGACCAGUUAUCAUAUUAGUAGGCAACGACGAAGAAUGAAUGGUGCAUACCCUUUCUCCAGCUAUAUUUAAUCAGUUAUCAGUUAAUGUUAAUCUACCUAAGCUAAUGUUACCUAGACUCGGUGGGUACACACGCAGCUUAGCGCGGCGCGGAGGAACAGGAAUGUGGC